This is a messenger RNA of Ruditapes philippinarum (Manila clam), 391 nucleotides long. RefSeq names its product cardioacceleratory peptide receptor-like. The record is from RefSeq and is a predicted model, not a curated record. Lineage: Eukaryota; Metazoa; Mollusca; Bivalvia; Venerida; Veneridae. The transcript is spliced from 3 exons. Gene Ontology annotation, biological process: G protein-coupled receptor signaling pathway. The annotation marks the transcript as partial. Gene Ontology annotation, cellular component: membrane. Gene Ontology annotation, molecular function: peptide binding; G protein-coupled receptor activity.
UCACUAUUUUAAAAUGGAUGAUUCGAGAUAUUAUUUGGAAAAUUGCACGUUUGGAUGUCCACAGCAUAACGACAGUUUUUAUUAUUACGGAAUAAACGAUACAUAUGAUAGCUAUUUCUACGUUGACGUUGACGUCACUUAUUGGCAGGUUCCACAGCUAAUUAUUCUUGUUGCCUUGUUUGUACUGAUCGUUUUUGGCAAUGUCUGUGUUCUUGUUGCCAUUGGACUGUCUCACACCGAAAUGAAAACCAGAAUGAACUUCUUCAUUGUCAAUCUCGCUAUUUCUGAUUUAACAGUUGGUAUAUUUCACGUAAUCGUGGACUUUGUAGAACGAUGCCUUGAAGUAUGGUAUGGAGGGUCGGUGCUUUGUAAAAUAGUUAGGUUCCUUCAG